GCCGCCAAAUCCUCCUUCAGCUCCACCGGGCCUCACCCCGCUGUUCCUCCGUCGUGUCCCGCCGGGCUGCGGCUGUCUGAGGGCGGCGGGAGGAUCUGAGGGGAGGCCGCGCCGGAGAGGACAAGAUGGAGGUAAAAGAUGCAAAUGCCGCAUUGCUGAGUAACUUUGAGGUGUACCAGUUACUUACUGAUCUCAAGCAGCAGCGUAAAGAGAGUGGCAAAACCAAGCAGAGCUCUGGGCAGCAGAAUCUGAACACAAUCAUGUAUGAGACACUGAAGUACAUUUCAAAAACACCCUGCAAGUACCAGAGUCCUGAGACUGUCAGGGAGUUCCUGGUAGCAAUGAAAGACCAUAAAUUAACCAAGGCAGAAAAGCUGCAGCUGCUGAACCACAGGCCUGUGACUGCAGUGGAAAUCCAGCUGAUGGUGGAAGAAAGCGAGGAGAGGCUGACAGAGGAGCAGAUCGAGUCCCUCCUCCAGACAGUCACCAACAUCCUGCCAGGAGAUCCAGAAGAGCAGCAGAGAGACUCAGCAAUGGCAACAGAAGACAAAGACGAGGCACUCCUGUGAUGGAGGAAUAAAUGAGGCAACACUGAGCUCUUGAUCUGGUUUGGAAAAAUGAGAGUCAGGCCUGGAUGGAGCAGAAUUUCCUGAGCUUUUUUGUCUGAUGAAGGAUUUCAGGAUCAAGUAUUUAAUGCUGAAAGCCUUUGUGAUUAUAAUAAAUCAUUUGUGUGUGAAUAUCCACACAAAGUCAGCCACUGGUUUAAAUUGUGGCUGCAGACCAUUCUUUUAUAAUUAUUAUGAUGUACUGGAAAUAGAAAUAAAAUUUUAAGUACAUCCUGGGUGUUUUGUGACUUACAGAUGAAAUCAAAUCACAAUAUCUGACUCUUUUUUUUCCCCCCCUUCAGCUCUGUCACGGGUUUAUUUUGUGUUUUUAUGCAGAGAAUUUAUGCUUUAAGAGCUUCAGUUGUGCAGUGUAUGAAAGGGACUGAUAAAUUCUAGUGUCUGGGGGAUUUG
This is a messenger RNA of Pseudopodoces humilis (Tibetan ground-tit), 1016 nucleotides long. RefSeq names its product CGRP receptor component (gene CRCP). Gene Ontology annotation, cellular component: RNA polymerase III complex. NCBI's taxonomy places the organism in Eukaryota, Metazoa, Chordata, Aves, Passeriformes, Paridae. Gene Ontology annotation, molecular function: nucleotide binding. The record is from RefSeq and is a predicted model, not a curated record. Gene Ontology annotation, biological process: transcription initiation at RNA polymerase III promoter.